GCCAAUGUGAUCAAGUAAGGAAUCAAAAAAUAUAAAGGUGGUUUCUUUACGCUAUACUAAAGUGUUCAAGUAUGAAGCUAUGUAUCGUAGGUGACUUGAAUGGAGGAUAUGCAAGCAAUUAACUAACAGGAAGAUAUAGAUCAACAAAAAUGGAACCAUCGAUAAACAUCAUGCUUAUUUCCUCUUGUGAACCACAGGAGCCUGAAGAGAACAUCACUCACAUGGAUACUUGGCUGUAUAAGGCAGCAGCAGAAGGCAACAUUGAAGUAUUCAAUAAUAAGCAGGGGCUUCAACUUGAGACGCUAAAGACCCCAAACCAUGACAACGUGCUCCAUCUUAACUUGGCAACCCAGGAAAAUGCUGUCUCGCUUAUUAACAGAUUUCUCUCAAAAUUCAUAUUCUUCCCCUUACAAUAUUCAAUCUUCUCUCUGUCUUUGCCAAAUUUAAUUACUAGGUUAAGAGGAGAAAAAAGAUCAGAUUUUAUCGAACAAAUUCUCAGCAAGUGUCCGUCACUGCUACUCCAAACGAAUGCUAAAGGUCAAACUCCUUUGCACGUUGCAGCAAGGUAUGGACAUUCUGCUAUUGUGAAACUUCUAAUCAAGUCUUGUGCGAAACCUAGAGAUGGAGAUUUAGAGAAGCUGGGAACGGAUCAAGUAAAUGCAGUGAGGGAGAUGCUGAGGAUUAGGGAUCAGGAAUCCAACACGGCUUUACAUGAAGCAGCAGGGUGUGGUAAUGUUGAAGUGGUGAAAGCAUUGUUGGAGUUUGAAGAUCCUGAGUUUCCGUAUUCUGCCAACCAAAAACAGGAGACUCCACUUUACAUAGCAGCUAGGAGAGGAGACGGGGGCGUGCUGAGUAUACUGUUGGAUAAAUACAAAUCAACUGCUCAUGGCGGCCCCCACGGUAGAACAGCUUUGCAUGCAGCAGCUAUGGCUGGAGAUGCAGAGGCAAUAAGGGUAAUAUUAGAGAAGAAGAAGAAUUUGACAAAGGAAAGAGAUGAAGAUGGACACACCCCUCUUCAUUAUGCUGCACAUUUGGGUCGUAGAAUAUCAGUUGUGGAAGAACUGUUGAAAUGGGAUGUAUCAGCUGCCUAUAUAGGUGAUAAAAAGAGGGGCAUGACACCCCUUCUUAUGUCAGCCAGGCAAGGUGAUGAUGGAACAGUUUUAAAGAUUCUCUCUUUAUGUCUAGAUUGUUGUGAAAAAGUGGACAACAAAGGUUUGAAUUUACUUCAUUAUCUGGCUUUUAGAGGCUCUUCCUCUCCAUUAGGACAGUCUCCAUUUAAGUAUAAACUUUUCAAGCUUGCUGGUGUUGAGAUUGCAUAUGGAUCAGUCAAAAAUUUAAUGAAGUGGGAAUGUGACUUUGAAAUGACACCUCAAGAAGUUUAUAAUACACUUCAAUAUAGGAAAUAUCAUCAUAAAGAGAAGGAAGUCAAAAAAUUCUGGGAAGAAAUUGAGAAUGAUGUAGUGGCAGAAAAACCAGUUCAUCGCUUGCCAACUAGCUCUCCAAAAAACUUGGAGAAGAAAAGAGAGGCUCAUUUAAUAGUGGCGGCACUUAUAGCCACCGUCGCAUUCGCAGCGGCAAUAACUGUUCCUGGUGGUUUGCAGAGUGAAAAAGAGUCAAAACAAGAAACUCAAGAAAAAGAGUCAGGCACUGCCCUUUUGAUUGAUGAGGCAGCCUUUAAAGCAUUUGUUGUAACAAAUACAAUGGCCUUUAUUUUCUCUGUUUGUGUCCUCACCAUCCACUUUGGGUAUCAGGAUGAUAUAUUAUUUGAACUUAGGUUUUGGGGUAUUAGUAUUUUAUUCGAAACUCCGCCUCUUUUUGGGCUCCUUUGGUCUGCAACGGUUGCGAUGGUGAUUGCCUUCAGCACAGGCAGUUAUGUGGUCUUAAAACCUUCCCACGAACUUGUCAUUGUUUCAUAUCUCAUCUGCCCUGCCUUUUUUUUCGUUAUGUGGCUAAUUUUGUGUAAUAAAAGAUCUCCAGAUACUAUUCAUUUAAUACGAUAAUAUAUUUUAUCAUCGAUUACAAUAUUCUUCUAAA
Molecule: messenger RNA, 2034 nt
Organism: Gossypium arboreum
Lineage: Eukaryota; Viridiplantae; Streptophyta; Magnoliopsida; Malvales; Malvaceae
Product: ankyrin repeat-containing protein ITN1-like
Exons: 4
Coding region: 150-2000 (616 amino acids)
Molecular function (GO): protein binding
Source: RefSeq, a predicted model, not a curated record